Messenger RNA from Delphinapterus leucas (beluga whale), 2039 nucleotides. RefSeq names its product PX domain containing 1 (gene PXDC1). Gene Ontology annotation, molecular function: phosphatidylinositol binding. The record is from RefSeq and is a predicted model, not a curated record. NCBI's taxonomy places the organism in Eukaryota, Metazoa, Chordata, Mammalia, Artiodactyla, Monodontidae.
CCCCGCGGCCCCAGCAGCGCGGGCUCGGGAGGCGGCGCGGGGCGCUGAGGCCAGGCCCCCCCUCCUCCGCUUGGCGCGUCCUCUCACCCGGAGGCGGGGAAGGCGGACGCGACCGCGGCCUCGACGUCGGCGGCCGCGCCGCCCGCGAAGGGAAGCGCCUUAUAAGCCGCCGCUCGGCCGGACCCGCGGCUCGUCGCCGCGCCAUCCCGGAGAGCUCGCGGAGGCCGGGCCGACCCCAGACAGACCCCGACUCCGGACAGACUCCCGACCAGCGCCGGCUCCGGACAGAUCCUGGAUCUGUCCGACUCCGGACAGACCUCGGACGGACCCCGGCCCCGGACAGACACCCCGGCUCCAGACCGAUCCCGGCUCCGGACGGACCCCCCGCGGACCCAGGCCCGGGCGGGCGCGCCCCCUGCCGGCCGGGGCAUGCUCGGCCCGCGGCAUGGCCUCGGCGGUGUUUGAGGGCACGUCGCUCGUGAACAUGUUCGUGCGCGGCUGCUGGGUGAACGGCAUCCGCCGGCUCAUCGUCAGCCGGCGCGGCGACGAGGAGGAGUUCUUCGAGAUCCGCACCGAGUGGUCGGACCGCAGCGUGCUCUACCUGCACCGCAGCCUGGCCGACCUGGGCCGCCUGUGGCAGCGCCUCCGCGACGCCUUCCCCGAGGACCGGCCCGAGCUGGCGCUCGCGCCGCUGCGCGAAGGGCUGGUCGCCAUAAAGGAUGCCCACGACAUCGAGACCAGGCUUAACGAAGUGGAGAAGCUGCUCAAGGCCGUCAUCAGCAUGCCGCGCAAGUAUUCCAGGUCAGAAGUCGUGCUCACCUUCUUUGAAAGAUCUCCCCUGGAUCAGGUGUUAAAAAAUGACAACGUCCAUAAAAUUCAACCCAGCUUUCAAAGUCCGGUGAAAAUAUCAGAAAUCAUGAGGUCCAAUGGAUUUUGCUUAGCAAAUACCGAAACAAUCGUUAUUGACCACAGCAUACCAAACGGAAAAGACCAGCACGCAGCUGUGGACCCCUCGGAGCACCUGUUUGAGAACGGCGGUGAGUUUGCCUCCGAGCUGGAGGAUGGAGAUGACCCAGCAGCUUAUGUCACCAACCUGUCCUAUUACCACCUGGUGCCUUUCGAGACGGACAUUCUGGACUGAGUCUCCACGGGGCCCCUCCUCCCCCAGCUGGUGACCGUGGCUCCGCUGAAGUCCAUCAUGCCAGGGACCGGUCCUACCCAGCCGCCCGCGCCCACGGAGACCGUAAGUCUCCGACAACCAGGAGUCGGGUUACAGGGGUCCGGCACCCCUGCUGCUUCUAGGGGUCUUCCUGGCCUGUGUAUGCAUCCCCGGGACAUGCCCGCUCCACGCCUGGAGGGGCCACAAGUGCCUGCAGGACGUCCCGGGCCGGGUCUGGACACCGGCUCCUCCCCCCACGUCUCCUUCCUCCACAAGCGCACAGAACAUUUUGCGUGGCAUCUUGGUGAGUCACCAAGUUCUGGACAACACAGGCGGGUGUGUUCUGUCAUCCAGGAUUUCCCUGGAAACCAGGACGUGCAGCUUCCAUUCCUGUUUUUUAUCUUCUAUCCGGAAACUGUGGGCUUCGCGUCAGCCAAGGGAGUGUUUGCGGAAGGUUGGUUGUGAACGGGGUUUUGGCCGCGGGCAUAGGGGAACCACUGACUGGUGCCUGUGUGAUGAACUCUGAGUGGUGACGAUUCUCCCGAGAGGAAGGAGUCCCCACCUGGGCUCCUACGAGGGCUGACAGCACAGUGACCCCUGGGCGGCUGAGGGUUCCCCUUCCUGCCGGUCACCAGGAUCUCAGUGAUAUAUUUGCCAUAUCAACCUGAGUGGACGGGAAUCAGGGGGUCACCGAGUGCCCCCAACGAGUCUCCCUCUGCCUUCGGGGAGGCUCUGGGCUCUGCGUGUUCAUCUCCUCACAGAGAAUACUAACGACCAGAAUUUCUCGUGUAAAUAAUAGUAAAUUAUUGAGAAUCCUAAUUCUUUUACACAGUCUGUUUUUUAAUCUAUUUUAAUUAAAUAAAACACAUUACUCUACUUU